Molecule: messenger RNA, 372 nt
Organism: Metschnikowia bicuspidata var. bicuspidata NRRL YB-4993
Lineage: Eukaryota; Fungi; Ascomycota; Pichiomycetes; Serinales; Metschnikowiaceae
Product: sulfiredoxin
Exons: 1
Coding region: 1-372 (123 amino acids)
Biological process (GO): cellular response to oxidative stress
Cellular component (GO): cytoplasm
Molecular function (GO): sulfiredoxin activity
Source: RefSeq, a predicted model, not a curated record
AUGUCAUUGCAAUCCUCGAGUCUCAAAGAGGAGCUCGUCCCGCUUAGCCAGAUCCGCAGGCCAAUUCCCCCAGUGUUAGAUUAUCAGAAAAUCGAUGCAAUGGUAUCGACUCUCAAUGGUACACCUAUGGAGUCAGCUACGUGUAAAAUAGAAGAUAUGACUGCAGGUGAAUUGCCUCCGACCGAUGUGUUCUUGGUGAGAGAGCAAGGGAAAAGCUUCUACUUUGCCUUCGGUGGAUGUCAUAGGUUUCAGGCAUAUGAAAGACUAAGAUCCGAGGACGUCGAUCCAUUGGUGAAGGCCCGUAUUUUACCUGCAACAAGAAAGACACUCAAGGUUUAUUUGGGAAGCUCCGUUGAUGAGAUGUUUACAUAG